AUGCAAUGGGAUGACAUGUUGGACCGCGUGCACAUCGAUGAAAAGUGGUUUUAUCUCACCAUCGUGAACCCCCGGUACUACUUGUGGCAUGACAAAGCCGGUCCAGCCCGCAAGUGCGCGUCGAAGCGACACAUUAUCAAGGUGAUGUUUUUGACAGCCGUGGCAAGCAAAAAUCGAGCACGCGGCACUCCUGUGACAACGCCAGUUACUGUGACCAAAGCUGUUUACCGGGACUAUCUAUUACGGUAUGUGAUCCCUACUAUCAAGGAGGUGUGGCCUAGUCGACGCAGUCGGCCAAUCUUUAUCCAACAGGAAAAUGCUCGACCCCAUGUAGAAGUCGACGAUGAUGCCGUGACGUUGGCGGGUUGCUCCGACUGUUGGAAGUUUCUGCUUGUGGCGCAGCCGGCGAUGAGCCCCGACUUCAACGUUUUGGACCUUGGUUUUUUCAACUUGAUCCAGUCCUUGCAGCAUCGUGAAGUCGUCACUGGCAUUGACGAUCUUGUGGCGGCGGUUCACCGGGCUUUUGGUGACCUGGAUUGGCGCGUUCUUGACAAGACCUUUGUGACCCUUCAGAGGGUCAUGGGCGAGUCAUUGAAGAUGGGAGGCGACAACUCGUUCAAGUUGCCGCACACCACAAGAACACGAAUGCAAGAGUUGGUCCUAUCGCUCCUCUCGUGUGUGAUCCAGAUGUAG
Molecule: messenger RNA, 693 nt
Organism: Aphanomyces invadans
Lineage: Eukaryota; Oomycota; Saprolegniomycetes; Saprolegniales; Verrucalvaceae
Exons: 2
Coding region: 1-693 (230 amino acids)
Molecular function (GO): nucleic acid binding
Source: RefSeq, a predicted model, not a curated record